AUGAGUACGGUUAAUAGUUCCAAGCUAUUGGGAACUAUUCGCUCACUUGAAUCAAGCUUUAAUAAUGCUUCGGUUGAAGUCGAUAAAGUCAACCACAGUCCUCCUAUUAGCAAUGAUUAUUCAGAUAUUGGUGAUGUCGCUUUCUCUUGUGUGCACUGUGGAGCAUUGUUGUGGUACGCCAAAAGAAAUAGAAAAAAUAGACAAACUCAAAAUCCAGAGUUUAGCCUAUGUUGCAUGAACGGCAAAGUCGAUCUUCCUCUACUAAAAACAGCACCAGACACUUUGGUACAACUUCAUAAUAAUGUUGAUGAGAGAAGCAAGCAUUUCUUACGUAAUAUUAGAGCUUACAACAUGAUUUUCUCAUUCACUUCCUUCGGAGGCAAGGUUGAUCGUUCUGUUAACAAUGGAAGUACUCCUUAUGUUUUCAAAGUUGGUGGACAAGUACAUCACUUAGUGGGAAGUCUUCUUCCAGUGGACAAUACUACACCAAAGUUUGCUCAACUAUACAUAUAUGACACUGACAACGAAAUGGGUAAUAGGAUGAAUUGUCUAAGGAACUGUGAUAAAGCUGAAAAUUUAGAUACAGAAAUUGUUUCUUCAUUGCAAAAAAUGGUGGAUGACAACAACGUUAUUGCACAAUCAUUUCGUUGUGCAAGAGAUCGUUACAAAAAAGGAGAUUUUAAUGGACUAAAAAUGAGGCUAAUUCGAAAGAGGGAUAAGGAUGGCAGAACUUAUAAUCUUCCAACUGCAUCAGAAAUUGCUGCUUUGGUAGUUGGAGACAUUGAUAGUUCUAUUGGUGAUAGAGACAUAAUAUUAGAAACUCAAUCUGGAACAUUGAAACGAAUAGAUGUGAAGCAUCCUUUGUAUCUCGCACUGCAAUAUCCAUUGUUGUUUUCGUAUGAAUUUCAAAAACGAGGACUGCCUCAUGCCCACAUUCUUCUAUUUCUACAUCCGCAUGAUAAACCAUCUACUGCAAGUGACAUUGAUUCCCUUAUCUCUACGGAAAUUCCAAAUCCAAAUGAUAAUCCUGCACUUCAUGAAGUUGUUAACAAUUUUAUGAUACAUGGUCCAUAUGGUGUGGCAAACCUGAAAUCCACUUGCAUGCAUGGUGGGAAGUGUACCAAACGUUUCCCCAAAAAAUUCUUACCUGGAACUACAAUUGAUGAAGAAGGUUUUCCUCAUUACAAAAGGAGAUAUGAUGGUAUAACAGUAAACAAAAAAGGAGUACAUCUCGAUAGUCGGUAUGUUGUCCCAUAUAAUGCCAAAUUGCUUUUGAAGUAUCAAGCUCAUAUGAAUGUAGAAUAUACUUGCCAGAGUAUAGCUAUAAAAUAUCUAUUCAAGUACAUUCACAAGGGCAACGACCGAGUUACAGCAACUUUUCACCAUUCUCCUACAAACAGUCAAACAACGUCAUCUACAGAUGAAAUCAAAAUGUUUUAUGACUGUAGAUAUAUUUCUUCAUGUGAAGCGGUUUGGAGAAUCCUUGGCUUUGAGAUUCAUUCUAGAUAUCCUCUAGUACAAAGGCUGUCAUUCCACCUUCCUGAUCAAAAAUUUGUUGUCUUUAAAGAUGAUAGCUCAAUUUCUGAGGUUAUGACAAAUGCUAUGGAGAAAAAAUCAAUGUUUGAAGCAUGGAUGGAGGCUAACAAUAAGUAUGAUGAAGGCAGAGGUUUAACAUAUCCAGAAUUUCCAACCAAAUUUGUCUACCAAGAAAACAACCAUGAAUGGCAUCCUAGAAAAAGAGGAUUUUCUAUUGGAAGAUUAACUCAUGUUCCGCCAAAGAAUAGAGAUGAUUACUACCUAAGAAUGUUGUUGAAUACUCAAAAAGGUUGUAAAAAUUAUGAAGAUUUGAGAAUUGUUAGUGGUGUCAUUUUUCCUACAUUCAAAGAAGCUUGCUAUUCCUUAGGUUUCUUGGACGAUGACAAAGAAUACAUUGAUGCAAUUAAAGAAGCAAGCUUUUGGGCAUCCGGACAUUAUAUAAGAAGACUAUUUGCUUUGCUGUUGUUUUGCAACAAUAUGAGUAGACCUAAAUAUGUAUGGGAACAAUGUUGGAAAUUAUUAUCCGAUGAUAUCUUAUAUCAGCAACGAAAGAACAUGAACCGCCAAGAUUUGGUAAUGACCGAUGAACAGAUUAAAAAUGUUUCUCUUGCUGAAAUUGAAAGUUGCUUACAGAGUAAUGGGAAAAGUCUGUGUAAUUAUCCUACAAUGCCAUGUCCCACUGGUGAAUCUGUACUUCAUGUAACUAAUAAGUUGAUACUUGAUGAGUUAUCUUAUGAUAGAAGUUUAUUGGCAAAAGAGCAUCAACAUUUACUUGCAAGCCUAACAGAAGAGCAGCGCAAUGUGUACCACAGAAUCAUGGAAGCAACAUCUGCAAAUAAAGGUGGAUUCUUUUUUCUAUAUGGUUUUGGAGGCACGGGAAAGAUUUUUAUAUGGAAAACAUUAUCUGCUGCUUUCAGAUCAAUAGGAGAGAUUGUUCUUAAUGUUGCUUCAAGCGGAAUUGCGUCAUUAUUAUUACCUGGAGGGAGAACUGCUCAUUCUAGGAUGUGCAUACCUAUUGACAUCAGUGAAGAUUCCAUCUGCAACAUUAAGCAGAAUUCGCCUCAGGCUGAGUUACUGUCAAGAGCUAAAUUAAUCAUUUGGGAUGAAGCACCUAUGGUUCAUAAAUUCUGUUUCGAAGCUUUGGAUAGAACACUAAGAGACAUUCUCCGUUUUUCAAAUCAAAAAAGUUUUGAAACGUCGUUUGGUGGGAAAGUCGUUGUUCUAGGAGGUGAUUUCAGACAGAUCUUGUCCGUUAUUCCUCACGGUGGAAGGCAAGAAAUUGUACAUGCAACAAUAAAUUCUUCACAUCUAUGGCAUUAUUGUCAAAUGUUGACAUUGACUAAAAACAUGCGGCUGUAUUCACAAGGUUCUAAUAAUGAUGUCAUGGAGAUUAAAAUGUUUUCUGAAUGGCUUCUUGAUGUUGGAGAUGGCAAAGUUGGUGACAAUGUUGAUGGAUACUCUACAAUAAAAAUCCCAGAUGAAAUCUUGAUCAAUGAUUGCAAUGAUCCAAUCUCUGCUUUAGUAGAAUUUGCCUAUCCAAAUCUUUUGAAAAAUAUGCUUAAUGCAUCUUUCUUCCAAGAACGGGCAAUCUUAACACCAACAUUAGCGGAUGUCUCCAUGUUAAAUGAGUACUUAAUGUCAAAAAUUCCAGAAGAAGAGAAGGUAUACCUUAGUUUAGAUAGUAUUUGUAAAGCGGAAGGGAAUAAUAAUGUUGAGGAAGAAGCAUUUCCUCCAUAA
Molecule: messenger RNA, 3273 nt
Organism: Gastrolobium bilobum
Lineage: Eukaryota; Viridiplantae; Streptophyta; Magnoliopsida; Fabales; Fabaceae
Exons: 6
Coding region: 1-3273 (1090 amino acids)
Biological process (GO): DNA repair; telomere maintenance
Molecular function (GO): DNA helicase activity
Source: RefSeq, a predicted model, not a curated record